UUAAACUUGUCACGCAGGGCAGGGACCCACAUAGCAUCACGAAGCGGGCUCUGCACAUACCUGCAGUUCCAUAGCUAGUUCAUGCCCACGCACACGCGUGUAUGCAGGGGUGCGUUUUGUAUGCAUGCGGUGUGCGCCCGCGUUGUCUCCCUCUCCUUUCACUCGACCUCUGGGGAAUCCCGGCUGUUCCCAGGGAAUCAGGGACUAGCGAGAUGAGUCAAAUAGCCCCUUUCCCCCCUGGUGGCUGCCAUCGCUGGGUCCUCGGAAUCUGCAGUGUCUCAUAUCACAAGCAGCUAAUAAUGGGAGACAGAAGAUGAGCCAGAGGCGGAGACGGGAGCGAGGAAGGGGCCGCUAUGGUGAUCAUGGCAGGGACGGUGAUGCUGGCGUACUACUUCGAGUACACGGACACGUUCACCGUGAACGUGCAGGGCUUCUUCUGCCACGACAGCGCCUACCGCAAGCCCUACCCGGGCCCGGAGGACAGCAGCGCCGUGCCCCCCGUGCUCCUCUACUCGCUGGCUGCCGGGGUCCCCGUGCUCGUGAUAAUAGUUGGAGAAACUGCUGUGUUUUGCCUACAACUAGCCACAAGGGAUUUUGAAAACCAGGAGAAAACUAUUUUAACUGGAGACUGUUGCUAUAUAAACCCACUGGUGCGGAGAACUGUACGAUUUCUUGGAAUUUAUACAUUUGGGCUGUUUGCUACAGAUAUCUUUGUAAACGCUGGACAAGUAGUUACAGGGAACCUGGCUCCACAUUUCCUCGCGCUGUGUAAGCCCAACUAUACGGCGCUCGGAUGUCAGCAGUAUACACAGUUCAUCAGUGGGGAAGAGGCCUGCACAGGCAACCCGGAUCUCAUCAUGAGAGCAAGAAAAACGUUCCCAUCCAAAGAAGCGGCUCUCAGUGUCUAUGCAGCUAUGUAUCUCACAAUGUACAUUACCAAUACAAUCAAAGCCAAAGGAACAAGACUUGCUAAGCCCGUUCUGUGCUUGGGCUUAAUGUGUUUGGCCUUUCUUACUGGACUCAACAGAGUAGCAGAAUAUCGAAAUCAUUGGUCAGAUGUGAUAGCAGGCUUUCUGGUUGGAAUAUCUAUAGCAGUAUUUCUGGUCGUGUGUGUGGUAAAUAAUUUCAAAGGAAGACAAGCAGAAAAUGAGCAUAUACACAUGGAUAAUCUGGCACAGAUGCCAAUGAUCAGCAUUCCUCGAGUAGAAAGUCCUUUGGAAAAGGUAACAUCUGUACAGGUGUCCCAAAUCCAACCUAUUGAGAAUGGUCAAGAAGAAAAUUCACAGGGGAGGUCCUUUAAAGACUGUCUUGCAAGACUCUUCAGCUGGAUAAUGGGAAUAAGCCACUGUGAACCCCACCAAUUAAGGCAAUAAACAACCACAUCACCGCCUUUGCAGAAGUCACAUGAUAUUGAAGCAGAUGGUUUUUCACUGCAUUGGACAUCAUCCCUUUUCACCAUCCAUUCUUAACACCCAAAAUUUGUUUGAUCACAAAAGAAGUUUAUAAAGUUGUCUAAUAAUUUUUAUAAUUUUUAAAUCCAUGUCAACUUAUCUGUUUCCCCCACUAGACUGUGAGCUCCUCAAAGGCAGGACUGUGUUUUUCUUCUCUGUUUUCCCAUCACCUACAACAAAGCCUUGCACAAAGUAGGUGUUCAAUUAAAAUGUGAUGACCAAAUGAGCAAAUUAAUUCUUAAAUGGAACAACUAGUUUAGAUUCUCACAGAAUCACUGAGACUGUGUGAAAAGUCAUAUUUGUAUAAGAAAUCCCUCCAUUUUGGGCUAGUUAAACUGUUUAAUUUUUCAUAUGUCUAUUCAGCAGUACACCAUAUUUCAUUUGAAGUGGACUUUGAAAGCCAUGGGGGUUUUUAUUUUAUUAUUCAGCAUGACAUUAUUUCCAUCCUAACAGAUUUCAGUGUGUGAAAAUACUUUAUGUUUAGAAAGUGUGUUCUAUACUAAAAUAAUGUUUGCACAUAAUAUUAUGCUAUAUUUCCCUUAAAAUAUCAUCCAUUCUAUACCUUCUAAGACUGGUGCUUCUGCUUUUGAAGGGGAAAAUGCCAAUUUUUACUGUAAUAAGUAAUGUAUCAUAAUUAAAAAUUAUUUAUUUGGA
Molecule: messenger RNA, 2105 nt
Organism: Hipposideros armiger (great roundleaf bat)
Lineage: Eukaryota; Metazoa; Chordata; Mammalia; Chiroptera; Hipposideridae
Gene: PLPPR5
Product: phospholipid phosphatase related 5
Exons: 8
Coding region: 354-1373 (339 amino acids)
Biological process (GO): signal transduction; phospholipid metabolic process; phospholipid dephosphorylation
Cellular component (GO): plasma membrane
Molecular function (GO): phosphatidate phosphatase activity
Source: RefSeq, a predicted model, not a curated record